This is a messenger RNA of Mus pahari (shrew mouse), 6362 nucleotides long. RefSeq names its product zinc finger CCCH-type containing 4 (gene Zc3h4). Bases 389 to 4201 code for a protein of 1270 amino acids. Gene Ontology annotation, cellular component: nucleus. Gene Ontology annotation, biological process: negative regulation of DNA-templated transcription. The transcript is spliced from 14 exons. Gene Ontology annotation, molecular function: RNA binding; metal ion binding. The record is from RefSeq and is a predicted model, not a curated record. Lineage: Eukaryota; Metazoa; Chordata; Mammalia; Rodentia; Muridae.
GGAACCCCCCGCGCCCGCCGGUCGGUCUGUCUGUCCGUCCACCCGCACGCCCGGGGCGCGGGCCGCCAAGGGGGGUGGGCUCGCCGAGGCCCAUCCGCCUCCUCGGCCGCCCCUGCUCCCGGAGCUGGCCGUCAGCGGCCUGUCGCCUGGCUUCGGGGAAGGCUUGGGGGAGGGGCCCCCGGAUUCUCUUGUUUUAGGGGCAUCUCCAGCUUGCGGCUCCUCUCUUAAGGGGUUCGGAGUUGGGGGUCUUCCCAAUCCCCUACAGUAUCCUUUCUCCUGGGGGACGCAUACCCUGUCCAUUUCGGAUAGGAACCCGAGUCUAACGGAGGCAGAAAAAUGGGGGUUUGGAUCAGCCUUCGCUCUUUGGUUCUAAGGAGGGCUCCUUAGGAUGGGGGCUCUCGUGCACUUUUCAUUUUUUGGCGGGAGGUGUUUUCUAGCUUCCCCCUUGAAGGCAGGCAGGGAAGAUGGUGAGUUGGAAGAAGGUGAACUGGAAGACGAUGGGGCUGAGGAGACCCAGGAUACCCCUGGAGGACAGGAGAGGAGUCGGAAAGAAAAGGGAGAGAAGCAUCACAGCGACUCGGAUGAGGAGAAGUCCCACAGGAGGCUGAAGCGGAAGCGGAAGAAGGAGCGGGAGAAGGAAAAGAGGAGGUCCAAGAAAAGGCGGAAAUCCAAGCACAAACGCCAUGCUUCCUCCAGCGAUGACUUCUCGGACUUCUCAGAUGACUCAGAUUUCAGCCCCAGUGAGAAGGGUCACCGCAAGUACCGGGACUAUAGUCCCCCAUAUGCACCAUCCCACCAGCAAUACUCCUCGUCACACAACACACCACUGCCCAAGAAGUCCUACUCCAAGAUGGACAGCAAGGGGUACAGCAUGUACGAGGACUACGAGAACGAGCAGUAUGGGGAGUACGAGGGGGAUGAAGAGGAGGACAUGGGUAAGGAAGACUAUGAUGACUUCACCAAAGAACUGAACCAGUACCGGCGUGCCAAGGAGGGCAGCAGCAGGGGCAGAGGUAGCCGAGGCCGAGGCAGGGGCUACAGGGGCCGUGGGAGCCGAGGAGGAUCUCGAGGCCGAGGCAUGGGCAGGGGCGGCCGCGGCCGAGGCCGAGGCUCCAUGGGGGAGCAUCCAGAGGACGAGGAGGACUUGUAUGAGGAGGAGGCAGAGUAUGGAGAAAGUGAGGAGCCCAUGGGAGACGAGGAUUAUGAUGACUAUUCCAAGGAGCUGAACCAGUACCGCAGGUCCAAGGAUAGCCGAGGUCGAGGGUUAAGUCGAGGCCGAGGCCGUGGUUCCCGAGGAGGCCGAGGGAAGGGGAUGGGCCGGGGCAGAGGUCGAGGCGGCAGAGGUGGAAUGAGCAAGGGCGGAGUGAAUGAUGAUGAGGACUUCUACGAUGAUGACAUGGGCGACGGUGGAGGCGGAGGCUACCGGCGGAGUGACCACGACAAGCCCCACCAGCAGUCUGACAAGAAAGGCAAAGUCAUCUGCAAGUACUUCGUGGAGGGGCGGUGCACCUGGGGAGACCACUGCAAUUUUAGCCAUGAUAUUGAGCUACCGAAGAAGCGAGAGCUGUGCAAAUUUUACAUUACGGGGUUCUGUGCUCGUGCUGAGAACUGCCCCUACAUGCACGGUGACUUUCCAUGUAAGUUAUACCACACCACUGGGAACUGUAUCAAUGGUGACGACUGCAUGUUCUCCCAUGACCCGCUGACGGAAGAGACACGAGAGCUCCUAGAUAAGAUGUUGGCUGAUGAUGCAGAAGCAGGUGCUGAGGACGAGAAGGAAGUAGAGGAGCUGAAGAAGCAGGGCAUCAACCCUUUGCCCAAGCCACCUCCUGGUGUAGGGCUCCUGCCUACUCCUCCGCGGCCCCCUGGGCCUCCAGCCCCCACCUCUCCUAAUGGCAGGCCCAUGCAAGGUGGCCCUCCUCCACCACCGCCUCCUCCUCCACCACCUCCUGGACCUCCUCAGAUGCCCCUGCCAACACAUGAGCCACUGUCUCCACAGCAGCUACAGCAGGACAUGUACAACAAGAAGAUCCCCUCUUUGUUUGAGAUUGUGGUGCGGCCCACGGGGCAGCUAGCUGAGAAGCUGGGCGUGAGGUUCCCUGGGCCCGGUGGACCCUCAGGGCCAAUGGGUCCUGGCCCCAACAUGGGACCCCCAGGGCCAAUGGGAGGACCCAUGCAUCCUGACAUGCACCCCGACAUGCACCCAGACAUGCACCCCGACAUGCACCCUGACAUGCAUCCUGACAUGCACCCCGACAUGCACCCUGACAUGCCAAUGGGCCCUGGCAUGAACCCUGGCCCUCCCAUGGGUCCUGGUGGCCCCCCAAUGAUGCCCUAUGGUCCUGGAGACUCCCCACAUUCUGGAAUGAUGCCUCCUAUCCCGCCAGCCCAGAACUUCUAUGAGAACUUCUACCCGCAGCAAGAGGGCAUGGAAAUGGAGCCGGGUCUUGUUGGAGAUGCAGAGGACUACGGGCACUACGAAGAGCUGCCGGGGCAGCCUGGGGAGCCCCUCUUCCCUGAGCACCCUCUGGAGCCUGACAGCUUCCCCGAGGGAGGGCCCCCAGGCCGGCCGAAGGCGGGCGCCGGUGUACCCGACUUCUUGCCCUCGGCUCAGAGGGCCCUGUACCUGAGGAUCCAGCAGAAGCAGCAGGAGGAGGAGAGAGCGAGGAGGCUGGCUGAGAGCAGCAAACAGGACCGGGAGAAUGAGGAAGGUGACACUGGAAACUGGUACUCAAGUGACGAGGAUGAAGGGGGAAGCAGUGUCACAUCCAUCCUCAAGACCUUGAGGCAACAGACAUCAAGCCGACCCCAGGCUUCAGUCGGGGAACAGAGCAGCAUUGGGCUAGGGGAUCCCCGCCUCCAGAAGGGACACCCCACAGGAAGCCGGCUGUCUGACCCCCGCCUCAGCCGGGACCCCAGACUCAGCCGCCACGCAGAGACUUCAGGAGGGUCUGGCCCAGGGGACUCGGGGCCCUCUGACCCUCGGUUGGCUCGUGCUCUGCCCACCUCCAAGGCUGAAGGCAACCUUCAUUCCAACCCUGCAGGCCCCAGCAGUUCAAAAGGACAGCCCCCUGCGGAAGAGGAGGAAGGGGAGAGAGCCUUGCGGGAAAAGGCAGUGAACAUUCCCCUGGACCCUCUGCCUGGACACCCACUACGGGACCCUCGCUCUCAGCUGCAACAGUUCAGCCACAUCAAAAAGGAUGUGACCCUGAGCAAGCCGAGCUUUGCUCGUACCGUGCUCUGGAACCCUGAAGACCUGAUCCCCCUGCCCAUCCCCAAGCAGGACGUGCCCCCAGUGCCUGCUGCCCUGCAGUCCCUACCUGCUCUAGAUCCUAGGCUACACCGCUCCACACCCCCUGGGCCUCCCAACACCCGGCAGCGUCCAGGCUCCACAGAUCCCAGCACCUCUGGCUCUAACCUACCUGACUUUGAACUCCUCUCUCGAAUCCUCAAGACUGUCAAUGUCAAUACCCCUGGCCAGAGUGAAAAGCCCAGCGAUCCCAGGGUGCGGAAGACCCCUACUGACCCCAGGUUACAGAAGCCAGCAGAUCCUGCGGCAGCCUCCCGUGCAGCCAAGCCCUGUCCCACCGAAGCAUCGCCUCCUGCUGCCAGCCCAAGCGGGGAUUCAUCCCCACCGGCCACGGCUCCCUAUGACCCCCGAGUGCUGGCGGCUGGUGGCUUGGGCCAGGGCAGCAGCAGCGGGCAGAGCAGUGUGCUGAGUGGUAUCAGCCUAUAUGACCCAAGGACUCCCAAUGCAGGUGGCAAAACUGCAGAGCCAGCUUCUGACACAAGUGCUCAGCCCAAGGGUCCUGAGGGCAAUGGCAAGGGCUCCACCUCCAAGGCGAAAGAGCCUCCGUUUGUCCGGAAAUCUGCCCUAGAGCAGCCAGAGACAGGGAAGGCCAGCGCAGAUGGGGCCACAGCCACGGACAGAUACAAUAGCUACAACCGGCCCCGGCCCAAGGCCACCGCAGCCCCCACUGCUGCCUCAUCUACCCCGCCCCCUGAGGGGGCCACACCCCAGCCUGGGGUACACAACCUGCCAGUGCCCACUCUCUUUGGGACUGUAAAGCCGACCCCCAAAACAGGCACAGGGAGCCCAUUUGCUGGCAACAGCCCUGCCCGUGAGGGUGAGCAGGAUGCGGGGUCCCUGAAGGACGUUUUUAAAGGCUUUGACCCCACAGCCUCCCCCUUCUGCCAGUAGUGUCAGUGGGGGCCAGUGCUCCCUCCACUCCACCACCCUCCCAGGGUGACAUUUAAGGGCAGCAACCAGAGUUUCAGGCGGGAGGUGGGGCAGCUGGGCAGGGUGUUCUUUCUUCACAUUUUUCUUCCCUUUCCCCCUUUUUUAAAUAGUACUUUCUUUGAAUCAUAAAUUGUAUCUAACCAUCUUGGGUUCUGGUCAGUGCUGCAGGCUCCUGGGCUCCCCUCUGCCCAGUGAGCAACUUAUACCCUGCAUUGGAUAGUGGCAAGUACCCAGCCUGGGACUUCCCUGGAACUGAGGGAAGCAUCGCUGUCUGGGAGAGCACUGAAGGCCACUCACCCUGUGCUGCUGGAAGUUCCACAGAACCACAUCACAUCGGAGAAGCUGCUGCCGGAGUUCCUAGAGCCCCAGGGUCAACUGUCCUCUCUAGCAUGCAGCCUGUGACAGCUUGCUUCAGGACAAAGCAACAGUGAAGUGAGAAAAUGUCAACGGGAGAAAAAGGGCCUGGCAAUCCUCUGGCCCUAACCUGCCUGUGCAUCCCACAUCCUCCGUCCAUCUGUCCAUCCGGGGUUUGUCCUGAAAGUGACACCCUCCAGCUCAGUGGGAGACUCUUGGUAGACAGACCUGUGGGCAGCAGGCCUGGCAGGAGCGGGACAGCCCUGAAGCAUUCUCCCUCAGUAUUACCUACCCUGCGCCACUGGCCUCACCCUCGAGACAGCUCAAGGAUCCGUGGUGUGGCCACCUGCCAGACCCCCAAGGAGAGAGGCCAAGAGUCGCCCUGGCAAAGUAUGCCUGCUAGCUGCUUCCACACCCCAUAGCCAUGUUAUCUGUAGAGUACCAGAUAGUGUUUGCUUUUUCCUCCCAAGCUGACAGAAGCUGGGCGUCAGUGAUCUGUUGGGUUGGAUUAAUGGGUCCUUCCCAAAAUGGGGCCUGAGGAAAUAGCAGGUGUCCAGCUGAUGUGUUGGGCCUUUUCUAGGAAAGGGACCAAGCCCCCUCAGGCGGAGAGGCCCAGAGUUACCUGCCAUAUCCCACAGAGUGGAGGUGUUUCCGAAGCCUCCACCACUAACCACCUUAGUUAGGGCUGGCCUUGUCCAAAGAAUGGGGGUGGGAGGGGCAAGGGGCAGAGACUCUCCUGUGACCCUGUCCCUAAGAUUGGAUCAGGGCGCUGGGUACGACCUGCAGACGUUCCUUUCUCUGAGGCACUCACCAGCUCUUGCAGGCUGCUCUGCCCCUUUUCUAUUGGGCCUCUUGGCCCAACUGCGUCCUUGUUAAUGAGGAGACCUGACACACACAGCCAGUGGAUUCCCCUCCACCUCAGGAGGGGACAGGCUCCCACCUCCCAUCCCAUCCCACCCUCCACACCCAAAGAGAAAUUCCUUCAAAACAGUUUGGGGCCUGUAGCCAGGGUGGGAGGGGCUUGUGCCCCACAGUCUCACAACCCUUUGGGUCAGUGCACCAAGAUCAAGUUGGUUUGUUUGUCUUGCGUUUUUUAUUUUGUUUUAUUUUCCUAAACAAUCAUCAAUGAGAUUUGUCUUUGGGCCCCAGCCUUGGCCUCUGGGCCUCAGAGCCUCAUGGCCAAGGCUGGGGCCAUGGUGAGCAUAGGAUAGGUGAGUACAGUGUGGCAGUGUUUGGAUCCCUCCACCCCUUUGAAAAUCCCCUUUUUGUAAAAGCCAGGCUUGGUAGUGGGCACCUGUCAUCCCUGCACUCAGGAGGCAGGGUCAGGAGGAUUACAGGUUCAAAGCCAGCCUGGUGUAUAUUAGAAAAAGAAAACUGUCCUUUUGCUAAAGAAAAAUGAAUUUUUAAGGCUGAAACCUGUGGCUAAGAUGGAGUCUGGAGCCUUCUUCUUGGAACAGUUAGCCAAAGACCCUCAUGGGCAAGGACAUCCGCUUGAAGCCCCACUCGCCAUCAGGCCACACUUUUAAAGAAAAAUUGUUCUCUAACCAGGAUUGUAACAAAAGUGUAAAUAGUAUUUCUGAGUUGAAAGUCGAUGGUGCAAAUAUGUAUAUAACGUACUGUAUUUUUACAAUGAUGGUCGCAUGGCUCUCCCACCCCCUUUUGUACUCAGUAUCUGUCUUCCAGAAACCUCACCUGCCUUCUCUCAUGUGGUCUCUUAAUCCAGUAAUUGUAUUACUGCCAUUAAAGGAUGCAGUUAUUUUAAACAGUC